UAUGCGAGAAUCACAUGCGAGUGUACACGCGGACCUGACGGAGAAACGCAUCAGCUGUGUUUGUCAUGCAAUUUCGGUUUGGAGAUAAUAAUGACAGCGCUCAUUGAUCAGGGUGAGGACAUGGGCCUGGUGAUGCCGAUAGAGCUGACGGACCCUCAGAAGGACGACGACCCCCAGGGGCCCGCUCACUUCAGGCAGAGCCUCAUGCUUCAGCUCAUUGACGAUCUGUCAUAUGAGGAUGUAAAGAAAUGCUACAGGGGCUCAACUGUCAGCAAAUACAACUCCCAGUACCACAAACUCUUCUCGGCCGUCCCGAAGGAGGAGAUCCUCAUGAAGGUUUAUUCCUGUGCUCUUCUGCGGGACAUUCUGCUGCAAGGACGGCUUUACAUUUCUCGAAACUGGCUGUGUUUCUACGCAAACCUUUUCGGGAAAGAUAUCAAGGUUGCCAUCCCGGUGGUGUCUGUGCGACUGGUGAAGAAACACAAAACGGCCGGCCUGGUGCCAAACGGACUGGCCAUCACCACCGACAGCAGCCAGAAGUAUGUGUUUGUGUCUCUGCUGUCGCGGGACAGUGUGUACGACGUGCUGAGGAGGAUCUGCACACACCUUCAGGUGAACGGGAAGAAGAGUCUGAGUCUGAAGCAGUUCCUGGAGGAGCCUGGCUCUCUGUCGAUGGAUGAGUUUCCGGUGUCCACUGAUUUCACGCCGGUGUUGAAGUGGCGCAGGAAACCGCCGGCUCCGUCCGUCUCUUCAUCGCUGCCGGACCUGCUGGGAAACUCCACGAGCAGCUUAAGCGCAGGAGACGCACCGUACACCGCAGAGACGCCGCUGGAGGAGAGACGGCUGGAGGCGGAGAAGAUCCUGCUGACUGAACCCGUGUCUGAACUGGGUCACAUGGAGUAUCAUCUGCUCAAGUUCUUCAUUCUGCUCAUCAUUUUGCUCAUCAUUUCAUCGUGUUAUCUGGCGUUUCGCGUCUGCAGUCUGGAGCAACAGCUGUCUUUCCUCAACACACAACCGGCGAUGAGCAUGAGAGAGAGGUACAAACACACGCUCAUACAUUAAUCACUCUUUCUUACAUUUACAUGACAUUUACAUUUAGACAUUU
Messenger RNA from Sinocyclocheilus grahami, 1105 nucleotides. RefSeq names its product GRAM domain-containing protein 2. The record is from RefSeq and is a predicted model, not a curated record. Gene Ontology annotation, biological process: regulation of store-operated calcium entry. Lineage: Eukaryota; Metazoa; Chordata; Actinopteri; Cypriniformes; Cyprinidae. Gene Ontology annotation, molecular function: phosphatidylinositol-4,5-bisphosphate binding. The transcript is spliced from 10 exons. Bases 91 to 1062 code for a protein of 323 amino acids. Gene Ontology annotation, cellular component: endoplasmic reticulum membrane; organelle membrane contact site.